Messenger RNA from Hevea brasiliensis (rubber tree), 1741 nucleotides. RefSeq lists its product as uncharacterized. Bases 1193 to 1621 code for a protein of 142 amino acids. The transcript is spliced from 4 exons. The record is from RefSeq and is a predicted model, not a curated record. NCBI's taxonomy places the organism in Eukaryota, Viridiplantae, Streptophyta, Magnoliopsida, Malpighiales, Euphorbiaceae.
AAGCAAACAUGGGUUGUAGGGCCAAGCCGCUGCUCUUGCCAUUUGCCAUACAUAUGAAUUAAUUCAGUGUUUGACCAAAUGAUGAUUUCUUUCAUCCUUUCAAACAAUAAGGCAUAAGCAAUCUCUUCCAAAACUUUAGAACCAAAAUCCGCGCACAAAAGCUUUCUGGGGAAUAUCCCCGUUACAGCAUUCUUUUCUUUCCCUCCUUCUGUUUCCUUAUUGCUUACCUUUGAUACUUGAUAUCAAAUUCGUAUCAUAAGAACCCAUUGCAAACUUCAUACUAUAGCUCAGCUUCAUUACCGGCAGGAUAAUCUCUGUUCAAUACAGAAUGUAUCCAAAAGUUAAGGUUAGAACAGAAGGCCAAGAUGGUCAACUUGUUGGGCAUGAAAAGAAUUGGAAUUCUUUGCUUUCUUUCAAGGAUAUUCAGUUUCUCUUACUACAGGAUUCUUGUUUUCAAGGCACUUCUUGCUCUUGUCUAUUCUAUAUCAGUCUUUCUUUAUUUUCAUUUCUUCCUGGAUUUAUAUUUAUUUGCUAUUAAAUAUAUGGCUUUUUUUAUAGCGGUUUUGGCAUAAUUAAACUAUGCUGUUUAAUUCUACUAUCAUUGAUAUUUAUCUGCUAAGACUUUGUUGUUCAAAUCAUAUGAUCCCCUAAUUUGUUUUGAUGAAAAUGAUGGUCCUAUCAGCCUUUUUUUCCUGUUUAAUGUUAGACUAAGAUUCUUCCUUUUGGUAUUAUGAAAAUGGUAUUUGCUCUUUAGAACUGCCAGAAAUCCUCGUGGUUUUGGGGGGCGAGAAGAGAGUUGGGGAGGAAUAGGGAGGGGGAGCUGUUAUCAUUGUUUGAUGAGGAGUAUUCAACAGAAAUGAUCGUUUGCUGGGUGAUGAAUAAAUUGAUAGAACCGAAAAUUCUUGUCUAGGUUGUUCAUUGUGGAACUAAGACAAGUGGGAGCCGCAUGUUUGGGGUGAUGAUAGAUAAGGUCUGGCUAGGUUUUGACAGAACAUGAAAUAAAGAAGAGGUGGAAAACCAUUUAACUAGUGAGCUGCUUUCUUAUUUACCGAGGAGAGGAACUAUAGAACAUGAAAUCAGUGAAUAUCAUUUUCCUUUCCACAAUUUGGUGUUAGUUUGAUUUUUUGGAGUUUGAUCAUAUAUUCCCUAAUUACAUUUAUCAUUUUCAGUGAAGGAGUACCGAGAUGUUUCUAUGCCACCCAUUGCAAGAAUUUCCAAGCCUUAUGUACCAAACUUACUCCUGCAAACAGAGUCUGCUUCUGAAGAAGAAGACAAGAAAAGCCAUUUUGAUGAGGAGGAUAGACCAAAUAUUAGAGCUGGUUCAGUCCCUCGUCCACGUGCUGUCUUAUCUAGUCCUGACAAUGAUGCAGUGAUCGGAAAUAAAAACAGAGUCAAAGCAGUAAGACCUUCAGCUUUGAAGAAUCAUCAUUCUAUACAAAGUAGACAUGCACAAUGUAAGGUUGCCCCAAGUCAAGCAGUUGAUGAAAGUCCUCCGAACACGAGGAAGUCCAAGGACACUACUGAUAAUAAUCUUAAAGGAAAGAAAUGGUCAACUACUGCAAUAUCAAGCCCGAGAAGAAAUAUUACAACUAAUAAACCAAGCUCUGUAAGAAUCUCAUAGUUGGUUCAAUACUGAGAGCCUUUUUGUUUCCUUGGGAAUACCAUAGGCUUUGUGACAAAUUACGUUUCUUCAUUACUAAUGAAAAUACAUGAAGAGGCAAGAAAGAAAGGUUGAUGCUGA